This is a messenger RNA of Symbiodinium pilosum, 897 nucleotides long. Lineage: Eukaryota; Dinophyceae; Suessiales; Symbiodiniaceae. The record is from the annotation of a GenBank genome assembly.
GUUGCACCAGGCAUGAUGGCACGUCUCUUCCUAGCACUGCUGAUGCUGAUGGUGAGGGCGUUGCAACUCGGUUCCGCUGCAAAUCAGUGCGGAAACAGCUCCUCAUACUGUCCGUCCGGGAUGGCUUGCUGCGCCGCUAAGUAUUCACCCUCCACCUACGGCUGCGAGGUACCCAUUGGGAAUUUGUCUCGGGUGUCGGCUGGAUGUGGGGAUGGUCUGCCAGAGGGAGACAAGCUUUGCUGCAAGAUGGGCCCAGCAGAGCCCCCUAGCAGUACUCUGGCAAAUGUCCUCAUCAUUGGUGACUCCGUGUCUAUUGGCUAUGCGACCGGAGUAAGUGCGAAUUUGGCGCGACGGCUGUCCGACGUGGCUAAGGUGCAGCAUGGUCCUUGGGAUGUCUCCGAUGGAGGGGCUGGGGAUACUGCAAGUGGGGUGGCCUGCCUGGACAGGUGGCUGGUGACACAGGCCCAGCAAGAGGUCAAGUGGGAUCUCAUAACUUUCAAUUUUGGACUCCAUGACCUGACAAACACCUCACAUUGUGAAGGACUUUACAAACAGCAGAUGGCCAACAUCACGCACCGCCUUGCAGCACUUGGUACUAAGGUCUUGUUCAUUACAACCACACCUUUCAUGCCUCUGAGAACCCGAGGCAACACUGUUGUGGAGGACAUGAAUGCCAUUGCAAGGCAGCUGGUUGCAGACUACAACAUCCCUGUGGUCGAUCUCUAUAGCACUGUCACUGACAUAUGCGGCCCUGUGUACACUAGCUGCGCCAUUUGCAGGAAGGAUCCCUGCAGUUACCACUACAACGGUGAAGGUAUGUCUAAGCAGGCGGCCGUUGUUGAGGCGGCCAUUCGUCAGCACCUGAAGCCCUUGUAUGUUGGCCUGGUGGCUGUUUAA